This is a messenger RNA of Vicia villosa (hairy vetch), 1043 nucleotides long. Its product is annotated as OPA3-like protein. The transcript has 4 exons. The record is from RefSeq and is a predicted model, not a curated record. Gene Ontology annotation, biological process: regulation of lipid metabolic process. Gene Ontology annotation, cellular component: mitochondrion. The coding region runs from base 220 to 732 and encodes 170 amino acids. Lineage: Eukaryota; Viridiplantae; Streptophyta; Magnoliopsida; Fabales; Fabaceae.
GCAACCAAUCAAUUUCGUGGAAACCCACUAUUCGUUCAAAUCGUAAUAAACCCCCAUUGACAAUUUCGUAUCAAAACUCGUUCGUUCUCUCUAACAAAUCUUCGUGUUCAUCAAGCAAACAAACUUAACAAAACCUAACAUGCCAAUUUCAAAACCACCAAAUAAUCUCAUUAUCACAUUCACAUAGAUCAAACUCAAAUUCGAUUUUGCGCUUAAACGAUGCUUCCAUUAUUGAAGCUUGGAACCCUCGCUUUGAAAACGCUGAGUAAACCAGUUGCCAGUAGACUCAAACAACAAGCUGCUAUUCAUCCUAGAUUCCGUCAACUCAUCGUUAAUAUGGCUCAGUCUAAUCAUCAAAUUACAACAAAGAUGCAAAGGCGUAUAUAUGGUCAUGCAACGGAUGUUGAGAUUCGGCCUUUGAAUGAGGAAAAAGCUGUUCAGGCUGCUGUAGACCUUAUUGGAGAACUCUUUGUCUUCUCGGUUGCAGGUCUUCUCUUGAUCUUUGAGGUACAAAGAAGUGCUAGAUCUGAAGCACGGAAGGAGGAGCUACGAAAAAAAGAUCUAGAGGCUAUGAGGCAAAGAAAUGAUGAAUUGGCAGAAGAAGUAGAAAUUCUUAAGCAUAGAUUUGAAGAACUGGAACAGCUUGCUCGGGGACGUGGACUCACUGGCAUUCUAAAUUUCAAAAACAUCAUCAGUAGUAAGGAAGAUGGGAAGACAGAGAAAACGGCUUGACCUGAUGAAAAGAAUAAUUACUUUUCACAAUUUUUGUUCAUUUAUCUUUGGCAGAAAUAUAAUUUCUGACAAAGUUUCUGAUUCAUUUGAGGAUUUCCUCGACAAUUUUUUUUACCACAGUUGCUAACUUCGAAUUCUCUAUUUGUACUGAGAAUAUGGAUAUUUCAGUUAUUGAAAUAUUCUCAUUGUAUUGGUCAAAAUAAACUGCAGAGACUGUAUAGUUUUUGGUGAAAGUCAAAGAUGAAUGAGUACAAAGUGAUUGCAUGUGUGCAUUGCAACAUAUCAAGGGUCUCGUGUUCUCUUUCAUUUAA